Equus quagga is the source of this 3838-nucleotide messenger RNA. It is a transcript of the gene PNMA8A, whose product is annotated as PNMA family member 8A. Lineage: Eukaryota; Metazoa; Chordata; Mammalia; Perissodactyla; Equidae. The record is from RefSeq and is a predicted model, not a curated record. The transcript is spliced from 2 exons. Bases 350 to 1819 code for a protein of 489 amino acids.
GAGCGAGUGCGCAUGCGCGCGCUGCGGCCCGGGCCUCGGCUCCGCGCAGCUCCUGGGAUCCAGGCGGGGACCCGCCGGGCGCGCGGACGCGGGCGCGAUCACUAGCAAUCUCCGGCCGAGCUGGCGCCUGGCGGGCGGCUGCACCCCGGCGGCCUGUCCCUGGCCCGCCCGGGCGGUCGGAGGCGGGGCUGCCGGAUCCCUGCCCGGCGGCCGAGAGCCAGGCCCGCGGAGGGGUGGCCGAGCGCGCUUGUCGCUGGUUCCAGGACACGUGAUUAAUAUCCGGAGACCACUGCAGCCCGCGUAGACUCCUCCCUACACGUGGGAUUCGAGCCGCCAGGUGUCCGCGGCCAUGGCCAUGAAUCUUCUGGAGGACUGGUGCCGGGGGAUGGAGGUGGACAUCCGCAGGUCCCUGUUGGUCACGGGCAUCCCGGAGGACUGUGGCCAAGCGGAGAUCGAGGAGACGUUGAAUGGGGUCCUCUCCCCGCUGGGCCAGUACCUCGUGCUCAACAAGAUUUUUCUGAGGGAAGAGAAUGCCAAAGCUGUCCUCAUUGAGGUCAGCGAGGGUGUGAAUCUGAGGGCCAUCCCCCGGGAAUUUCCAGGAAGGGGGGGCGUCUGGAGGGUGGUCUGUAGAGAUCCCACCCAGGAUGCUGAGUUUUUAAAAAAUCUCAAUGAAUUCCUGGAUACCGAGGGGCGCACCUGGGAGGAUGUGGUCCACCUGCUCCAACUCAACCACCCCCCAGCGCCCCAGAAUCGGGAUCAGCCCCCAGAGAGCUGGGCGGAAGCUUUGGGGGUGCUCCUGGGAGCCACGGUGCAAGUGGUCUUCUACAUGGAUGCUGAGAUGCGCCGCCGCGAGGAAGCUAGGGCCCAGGAGGCGGCUGAGGCCGGGGUGGUAGCCGCCUUGGCUUCAGCAGCAGGGAGGAAGAUCAAGAAGGAGCCAGGGCGGGCUGCCGAGGUGAGCUCUGCCUUGAAGAUGGAGAACCCGGACAGCUGGCAUGACAUGGGAGAUGAAGGCGACCCUCCCAAACCUUUCGUUCACAAGGCUGGUGCUAAGACUGGCUCCAGGAGAAAGAAGCAGAAAAACCAGCCCCAGCAGGAACCAGGGCCCUGGAAGAAAGCCAAAGGCAAUUGUUCCAACAGCUCAGCCUCCUUGGAGGGUCCUGAGGCUGGUGAUGCUGAGAAUAUGCAGAUCUCAGAAUACAUCAGGAGCAAGAAAAAGCCCUGUGUGAAGCAGGAGGAGUCAGCUUGGAAGAAGCCCGUGGGGAAAUGUGUCUGGAAGGCUCCCAGCAACCCACCUCCCCGUGCACGGUCCGCAGCUGCGAGCCCUGGAGUUGCCUCCGAGUCGGAGCAAGCUGGUGGUCGGGAGGGCCCCCCAAAGAAGAAGGCGGUGGGCUGGGCCUCGGCAAAGCGCCCUGCCCCCACGAAGAAGAACAAGAAGGUGAGCUUGGGCCAUGUCUCUUAUGUCCUUGUUGAUUCGGAAGAUGCCAAGAAGAAGCCGGUGAUGCCAAGGAGAGGACCAGGCCUGAGACGGGAUGCAGCAGCUCAGAAGGCCCCACGAGGCCCACAGCCCGAUGAGUCACCAGCCUCGACGUCACAGGGUCCAGAGGCCAAGCCAGAAGACCCUCCUCACACCUCCAAUGGCGAGAAUGACAAGGGAAGUCAUUUGGGUUGUGUCAACGAGUGGUUGAGGGGGGAGGGGCCCCAGGGGGUGGAGGGGCCAGUGGUCCAUGAGGAGGGCCCCAGUGCAGCGGAAGAAGCAGGUGACACACCACUUCAGGUUUUAGACGGCGAGAGCCCUGACCUCUCUCCUGGGAGUCCCUGAAGGCCAACACUGGGGACACCCAUGGGGGCAGUUGGUGGCAAAGCGAACCCACCAACCUAAGUUAUGGUGAUGCGUGUUGCUCUGGUAUUCUCAGUCAUUCUGCCUCUCCAUCUGAUCUAUCUCCCUGGAUAAAAAUUGAGUGCUUUGGGGCUAUAUUCUUCAUCACGGUAGGUGGCCCCGAGGGUGGCGUUUUCCAGAGUCCUGGUCGGGGGCGAUAGAAAUGUUCAAAGACUCAUAAAGUCCAAGGAAGGAAAAGAAAUGUGCCAAGUGAGGCCUUUCCUUGCUUCCCCUCUUGAGCUGUUCUGAUUUAUCCACAGCACCCAGAAGGCUUUGACUGGGGGGGGGGGGUCGACCACCUAUACCUGAGGAGUUGAAAGGAGACCGAGGAUGAAGUUCCCAGGUGGGAACAAAGCCUUCUCUUGUCAUUGAAUGAACCAAGACUUGGGGCUCUUUUAGGGACCCAGGUUGAAGACAUCCGGCUCUCAGAGGUACAUGACCCAUGAGAUCUUCUGCCGGGCCUGCUUUUUCGCUUCCUCCUAGAUCCACCUGCAGAGGUUGGAGAGUCUCCAAGCAGAUGGAGAAAGUUCUAGAACAUUCAUCUUCAUACAUGGGCGGGGUCGCUCUUAGGCUUAUCCAGGUUCAGCCUUUCUCCUCCAUUCCCUGCUUCCUCUUCCCGAUGCUCAGCCGACCUCUGCAGGGCUUGUUGAAGAGCAGGGUGGCGGUGUUCUCCCUUCCACCUUUUCUGCGUUUUGACCGCAGAGAAGUUAAACCGAGACUGUCAACGCAGACGUGGCUUCCUUGCUCCUCCUGGUCUUUAGCUCCUCCCGUUAUCUAACCCGAGCGUGGUAAGGUCCCAGGAGUUAGUUUUGGGGAAAAAGAAUAUCCUCUUAGGGCUUGAGGUAUUUGAGUUUUAGGUUCUGUUAAUAAUCAUGGUCCUUGAGUUCUCAUUUGGGGUAACACCGUCGUCUCAAGAAGCCUGGAGGGCUGAGGGGUGAUGGAUGGGGCAGGACCUGGGCCUUCCCGGCUUCCCGGCUCUAACUCCAUCCAGUGCCACCGAAAUCUCAACAUCUUUGAGGUUGAAGACACUUCUCACCUUAUAGUAAGAGAGGGAAAAAUUUUUUUAAAAAAUUGUCUGUGAAUUUCUGUCCUCUGAAUAGACCCGAGUGAAACACGUGUCCCGUGUGCGUGCGUGCAGGGGGACGGGCAGGGCUCCCGAGACCCGUGGUAUCCAGACCAUCCUGGGGAGACCCAGGUGCGCUCAGAGAUAUAAUCCGAAUCUAUUUUUUCAUGUAUUUAAAAAAAAAAAGACUGAAAAAUGACUACUCGAGUAUGUUGUAAGCCAAACCAGUGACAUAGGAGACUGUCAAAAUGAGACCUUGUGUUCCUGAGUUAACUCGUUUUUGCACAGGUCUCGAAUUAAUUGUUUCUGCCGUCUGUUUGCGUAUCAUGAAUUUCUUGUCGUGACGGAUGGGAAAGGUUACACGUGGGGGAGCUUCCGUCCCGCGCAUGCUCCGUAAGGGGACACUCUGAAAGCAGUUUCCUGUGUAAUUCACGUCACGUGCUCUUGUGAUUUUUGGGUGUGUGAUAGCAAAUAAAUGUAUUAACGUGGCCCACACUAAUAAUAUCCUAUCCUAGAAAGUUGUAGCCCUCUGCGUUUCACAGUCUCUCUUCUGACUUCAGUUUUCGUGAUAAAGGAUGUAAACAGUUGUUAGAUGUCAUUAGUGACUCAACUUUGAAAACACGUUUCUUGUGACAAUUGAUGUCAAGAGCCUGGAUGAGUGCCACGGGCGAUGCGGAGAGAAAAAGAGAAUGGUCUGCAUUUGCAGCUGUUCAUCUGUGCGUCAAGGUUUUCCUUGGGUUUGUGCAAAGCAAAACCCAGGAGUGAAUCAGACUCUCAAGGUGAUGCAAGCCUGCGACUCUCCAGCAACUCAUUUCAAAAUCAGGUCCGGAAGGGCUUCAUUGUGUUAACAAAGUAACACCAUGAUUUGUAACUGUAUAUGUUAUAAAAUAAAGUUUAGC